CUUUUAUCGUGACGUCUCGAAUUCCUUCUCCGAUAUCCGAUAGUUUGAAGGGGACGACAGCUCCGUAUCGAAAGUAGCUUACGGAGAAAAAUCGACAUUUUUGAUCGCGUACAUUUCUAGCCUAAAUAAAUAUUGAUUUCUUUAUAAAUUCGUCAGCAAUAACUUUGUUCUGAACAGAAGAAUCCUUGCUUCUGAACAAUUUCGUGUAUCUAUUUUAAAUUUAUAUUAGAAACGAAAUAAGAAAAUUAUAUAUUUGUAUUUACAUUCAAGCGCCAAACUUUAAAAAAAUACUAUCUUAUACAUUGAAUUUGGCGUAUUGAAUUCGUUAUCGAUUAUUAAAAUGCGAUCAAUUUAAUUUCGAUUAUACAAUCGAUUAGUGUGACGUUCUGUAGCCAUCUUUAGUUUGAAUUUUGACUUAAGCAAGUGAAUCAGACGUGAAUAAAGUGAAAUAAAAAUUGAAAAAUAAUCGAAUAGAAACGAAUUAGUGAUUUAAGGAAUGAAUUAAUAGUAGUGUAUUGUUGUUUAGAUAAGAUAAUUCGAAUCGAUAUAUAAAUUAAAUCAGCUGCUUCUGGAUAAUUUUCUCAGAUCCGAAGACGAAUACAUUAAGCUUAAUAAUGGGAAGAAAACAUCUGUACUGAUCGUGUUCCAAACAUACAAUUAACUGGUACAAACAAUGGAUUACCUAUGGAUGAUUCCAAUGUUGCCACAGAAGUUGAUAGCAAAGUCAAAACGAAAUUAUUAUCUAUGUGGAAUAAUGUUAAAUAUGGUUGGACUAUUAAGGUAGUAAAACCAAAUUUCUCAAAAGAAUCUCCUGUAUGCUUGCUUGGUAAAAUUUAUCGUAAAAAACCAGAAGAAUUUUUAGAAAAGGCUUCUGAAGCAGAUAAAACUUUAGACACUGGAAGUGAGAUAUCUCUAGCAAUGGAUGCUAUUAGUUUUGAAGAUGGUAUAGAAGAAUUUAAAAAAGAUUUUACAUCGCGUCUUUGGUUAACAUAUAGAAGAGAAUUUCCUAUAUUAAAUGGUUCUACAUUCACUACUGAUUGUGGUUGGGGAUGUAUGUUACGUAGUGGCCAAAUGAUGUUGGCACAGGCAUUAGUCUGCCAUUUUCUUGGAAGAGAAUGGCGGUGGCAACCAGAUCAACCAAUAAAAACAGAACAACAAAAAUUAGAUGAAUAUAACCACAGGUUAAUAAUUAAAUCAUUUGGAGAUUUACCAGAGCGUACAUCUCCAUUUUCUAUACAUACACUUGUAUCUUUGGGUGCAUUGUGGGGAAAACGUGCAGGUGAUUGGUAUGGGCCAUCCUCUGUUGCUCAUCUUUUAAGCCAAGCAGUAGAGAAUGCAGCAGAACGACAUCCAGCAUUUAAUAACUUGGCUGUUUAUGUUGCUCAAGAUUGUGCAGUUUAUCUACAAGAUAUAGAAAAUGUAUGUCAAACACCUGAUGGCAAAUGGAAAUCUUUAAUACUUUUUGUACCUUUAAGGCUUGGUGCUGACAAAUUAAAUCCUGUUUAUACAUCUUGCUUAACACAUUUACUUACAUUAGACACCUGUAUUGGAGUUAUCGGUGGUCGACCUCGGCAUUCGCUUUAUUUUAUUGGUUUCCAGGAAGAUAAAUUAAUUAAUCUAGACCCACAUUAUUGUCAAGAAACUGUUGAUGUAUUAAAAGAUAAUUUCUCUUUAACAAGUUUUCAUUGUACUUCACCAAGAAAAAUGUUAAUUUCAAAAAUGGAUCCUAGUUGUUGUGUGGGAUUUUAUUUUCAUAAUAAAAUACAAUUUACAAAUUUUAUGGAAAUUGCUCCUUCGUAUUUGGUACCAGAAGAUGAAAAAAUCGACUAUCCAAUGUUUUUGUUUUGUGAAGGGAGUGGGAAAGAUCUCCAUCAAAAAAUCGAAAUUGCAGAAAAUAUAAUUCCUUCUACUACCUCUUUUACAGGUAAUGGAACGUACGAUGACGAUCUUGACGAAUGCGAAGAAUUUGAAUUAGUACAAUGAGAUAUUUAUCAUUGAAAAAAAAAAAGAAAAAGAUAUAUCACGUACUUAAUACAUUCAUGGAUAGUUUUUGGAGAAGAACAUUAAUGAUCAUCAUUAAUCAGAAUUCUCCGUUCAUUCGUCCAUAUAUGUACAAGGGUAAAAAACCAAUUGAUGACUUUAAUAGAUAGUAAUGUUGUAUCGUAUUAGACAGUUGAAUAUUAAUUUCUUAAUAUGAACUUUUGCCGCGAUAUGAUCUAUAGAUCUCAACAUGUUCGUUGAACGACUGAUAUGAAUUAAUAUAUCGAAUAUUUUCUAUUCGUGAUAAUGCAAAUUUAAAUUUGAAAUAAGCAUUAUCGUCGAUACAUUGUUCUGUGAUCAUAAUUUAAUGCGGCUUUUGUAUUCAAGUGUGUUGUUGCACAAUUUUUUUUAUCUUGUUUAUUGAUCUCAAAAGUUAUGCUUUUAAAUAAUCGUUAGAAUGUUAAUUUAGUAUAUGACCUAGAAUUAUCGCAAAAAGAUAUUUAUUAUUCCUUUUCAUUGAUGAUCGUGUCUAGAACUUGCGUAGAUCGUAAGUUGACGACUUUACUAUAAAGAGUAAUUUUUAUAAAAAUUUCUUAAUUCCUUACGGAAAUGUUCCUGAUAUAACUUAUUUUAUAACGCAGCAAUAUUAGAUUUCUUGCAAAAUGCAAUAUGAAUAAUAUUUUGUUUUGUCCUUGAGAUAAAAAUGUACGUAUAUGCAAGCAUGAGCGCGCAUUAUACAAUUCAACUACCUGUUGUUAUGUUAACUAUUUGUUGUUUAAGUUUAUGUUUAAGUUUCAAAUAAUUUAAACUUUUUUUUCAUAUUAUAUAAUUCUAAGUUAUUUAUUUAUUUAAUAUUUUUAUUUUUUGGCUUUGAAAAUUAUAUCGAACUUAUACUAAGUUCCAACUGCGUUUUACAUAACGUUUUAUGUUAUGAAAGAGAAACAUUAAUGUAAUUAACAACUAUAUAUAACAUUAAUUAAAAUAUUGUUAUUAUUAAAAGAUUGACUAAAUUUUCAAAUAAAAAGAAAAUGUGAGCAUGAUAUAUAAGCUAUAUUAUACUCAUAUUAAACUCUGUACACAACUAAAAAUUGUUAAAAUUCUUAUA
Molecule: messenger RNA, 3085 nt
Organism: Apis laboriosa (Himalayan honeybee)
Lineage: Eukaryota; Metazoa; Arthropoda; Insecta; Hymenoptera; Apidae
Gene: Atg4b
Product: cysteine protease ATG4D
Exons: 6
Coding region: 685-1983 (432 amino acids)
Molecular function (GO): protein-phosphatidylethanolamide deconjugating activity
Source: RefSeq, a predicted model, not a curated record